AAGGGUGCAUUCAAGAUCAUAUGUUUCUGGGACGUUGCUGCAACAGCAAUUUCCAAAACUACGAAUCCCAGGGAACCUCACCCCGCGUUCUAUGUCAAUAUGGCCACUGUCAGACAGACAAAGGCACAUCAAUCUCGCCACGAAAUGAAAUUAGCAGACUAGAGGAGGACGGCUGUCAUUGUGAAAACCAUCUGGUGCCUGUUCCCGUGUCGGGGAUAUAGAAGAGGACUUGUCGCGAGGACCAAUUUAACACCGGGUUAUUAAAUGCUGUGGUGGACGGGGGCCCUAGAUUCUAAGAUCAAGGAUGUCUCGGUAUACCGACGAGCCUCGGUUCACCAUUGAGCAGAUUGACCUGCUCCAGCGGCUGAGGAGGACAGGGAUGACCAAGCCAGAGCUCAUCCACGCCCUGGACAUCCUGGAAAGACUGGAUCACCAGCACGGACACAAGUUCGGACGCCGUCCCCAGCCCGCCUAUCAGGGACCGACGCCCAAUUACAACACUAAUUCAACAUCUUCUUCGGCGUCCUCAUCAACGUCCACGACCGCCACACAGACUGGUUACCUGGAGAAUGGGAGUGGAAGUGGCGGGAAUGACCUGUCGCCGUCGCCUAGCAACAACUAUGAUAUGUCACCGCCCCCUCCGGCGGUUGUAUCCGACCCGGUUGCUAUGGCAGUGGUGGCGCAGAACGGGCAUGGGGUUGGUGGCGGCGAUGAGCUGGUUGCCAUGACGAACGGGAAGUUGUCUCCACCACGGUUUCCUGACAGUGUAGGCGCGGUGAGUGGCGGCGUGACGGGGAGCGGCUACGGGUUUGAGGCCAGCGAGGAGGAACUAGACGUGGACGACAAAGUUGAGGAACUCCUGAGAAGGGACAGUGCCAUAAUCAAGGAGGAGAUCAAGGCAUUCCUGGGGAACAGGCGCAUCUCUCAGGCAGUGGUGGCUCAGGUCACAGGUAUCAGUCAGAGUCGUAUCUCCCAUUGGCUGCUGCAGCAGGGCUCGGACCUUAGCGAACAGAAGAAGAGGGCCUUCUACCGCUGGUACCAGCUGGAGAAGACCACCCCUGGUGCAACUCUGACGAUGCGACCAGCCCCCAUGGCUCUGGAGGACGUGGUGGAGUUGCGGCAGACUCCGCCCCCUAUAAGCUCCACCCCCGGGAGCUUCCGUCUGCGCAGAGGCAGUCGCUUUACCUGGAGGAAAGAAUGUCUGUCUGUGAUGGAGAGUUACUUCAAUGAGAAGCAGUACCCUGAUGAAGCUAAAAGAGAGGAGAUCUCCAACGCCUGCAACGCUGUCAUCCAGAAACCAGGGAAGAAGCUGUCUGAUCUGGAGAAGGUCACGUCUCUGAAGGUCUACAACUGGUUCGCCAACCGCCGCAAAGAGAUCAAGAGACGUGCCAACAUAGAAGCAGCAAUCCUGGAGAGCCAUGGGAUUGAAGUCCAGAGCCCUGGAGGACACUCCAACAGCGACGAAAUCGACGGGAAUGACUUCUCUGACCAGGGCUGUGAGGUUCCUCUGUUUGAGAAGAGAGCUGUGACCAGACCUUUCAGUCUCAGUCGACGAGACCUGUCCUCUCCCACACAGGUUCCCACCCUGCUGCCAAGCUGGCUGGCGGCUUGGCCUGGCUCGGGCAGGGGGGGCUUGGCCGUCCAGAGGGCCAGCUCUCUGAUUUGCCGAUCCUUGCUCUCGGGAGCGAGUCUCGCUCAGGGGGCAGGGACGGAGGGUUCCAGACUGACGGGUGUGUCCUGGUCUGCCCCCUCCCCCCCCUCCCUCCAGGACAACUCCUCCACCAAUCACAGCAAUGCCCUGGAGCACCAGGAUCCCAUCACUCUCGCAGUGGAGAUGGCGGCCGUCAAUCAUAGCAUCCUCGCCCUGGCCACGCAGGCGGGGGGAGGAUUGGCCCUGGGCGGGACAGGCAGUGACAUCAAGACCGAGGUGGUGGAGCCCAACUAGGGGGGGGGACUGUGGAUGAGUGGGAGGGAUGAUCGGGACGGAAAGAUGUGUGUAUACAUGACAGUAUGAACGAGGGAGGGAAAGGUGUGUGUGUGUGUAUGUGUACAUCACAGUAAGAAAGAGGGAGUGAAUACUACUGUUCAAAAGUUUGGGGUCACUUAGAAAUGUCCUUGUUUUUGAAAGAAAAGCACAUUUUUUUUUGUCCAUUUAAAAUGACAUCAAAUUGAUCAGAAAUACUGUAUAGACAUUGUUAAUGUUGUA
This is a messenger RNA of Oncorhynchus keta (chum salmon), 2206 nucleotides long. Its product is annotated as homeobox-containing protein 1-like. Gene Ontology annotation, molecular function: double-stranded telomeric DNA binding. The record is from RefSeq and is a predicted model, not a curated record. The transcript is spliced from 10 exons. Lineage: Eukaryota; Metazoa; Chordata; Actinopteri; Salmoniformes; Salmonidae. Gene Ontology annotation, biological process: positive regulation of DNA-templated transcription. Bases 305 to 1945 code for a protein of 546 amino acids. Gene Ontology annotation, cellular component: nucleus.